Molecule: messenger RNA, 1183 nt
Organism: Ilex paraguariensis (yerba mate)
Lineage: Eukaryota; Viridiplantae; Streptophyta; Magnoliopsida; Aquifoliales; Aquifoliaceae
Source: the annotation of a GenBank genome assembly
CCAGGAAAUGGGGUUUCGGAGAUGGCUUGCCAAGACUCACAACAUUGAAUCCAUCUCAAAAGCCAAAAAUGAUAAUAGUGGUGGUGAUCACACUAUUUCAAACCUGAGCGAUCAUUGUUGUCAUGAACCCAAUGCAGCUAAUUCAGAUUAUAUUGCUUGGCUGAAUGAACACCCUUCUGCGCUGAGCUCAUUCAAAGAAAUGAUGAGCGCUACGAAAGGGAAGCAGCUUGUCGUGUUUUUAGAUUACGACGGUACCCUCUCCCCAAUUGUAAAUAACCCUGAUCAUGCUAUCAUGUCAAAACCGAUGCGUUCAGCUGUUCGUGAAGUUGCUAGCCACUUUCCAACAGCUAUAAUAAGCGGUAGGAGCCGAGACAAGGUGCAUGAGUUUGUUAAGUUAAAUGAAAUAUAUUAUGCUGGGAGUCAUGGGAUGGAUAUAAUGGGACCACCACUGCAACUGAAGUCUUAUGAUGGCAAGUAUCAAAACAAAGCCCUUGAUGAAAACGGCAACGAAGUAAACAUCUUCCAACCUGCUCAGGAUUUUCUGCCUGAAAUUAAAAAGAUGUUAAAGGAGUUGGGAAAGAGCACCUGUAAAAUACAAGGUGUCAUGCUAGAGGACAACAGGUUCUGUAUCUCUGUGCAUUACCGACAUGUACAAGAAGAUGAUUAUGGCAGAUUAGAAGAGACAGUAAAGUCUAUGCUUGCAGAAUUUCCAGGGUUUCACCUGACUAGGGGUAAAAUGGUUCUGGAAAUUCGGCCAUCAAUAGAGUGGAACAAAGGCCAUGCCCUAGAAUAUCUACUCGACACUCUAGGGUUUGCCAACUCCAGCAACGUCCUCCCACUGUAUAUUGGAGAUGACCGAACUGACGAAGACGCAUUCAAGGUUUUGAAAAGUAAAGGACAAGGCUAUCCAAUUGUAGUGUCUUCCAUACCGAGGGACACCCUGGCUUCAUACUCUCUUCGUGAUCCAUCGGAAGUACUGUCCUUCUUGAUACGUUUGGCAAGAUGGGGACAAAGCUCUUCUUAGUAGGUCACUUCGUCUUUUUCCGAGACCCUGGUUUUUUUUUAUUACCAAAGGGUCUCUUUCUUCCAUGCACACUCUACAGGAGAAGAGGUUCAGGUAUAAAUACAAAUACAGGAAGAAGUAGCAGCUUAUACUUUUUAUUAUUUAUUUACCAGUCUGCCA